Molecule: messenger RNA, 1512 nt
Organism: Mycosarcoma maydis (corn smut)
Lineage: Eukaryota; Fungi; Basidiomycota; Ustilaginomycetes; Ustilaginales
Exons: 1
Coding region: 1-1512 (503 amino acids)
Biological process (GO): macroautophagy
Cellular component (GO): fungal-type vacuole membrane
Source: RefSeq, a predicted model, not a curated record
AUGAAGUUUUCUCUCGCUAUCUCUGCGCUCCUCGCGCUCGCAUCAUCGCAGACGGCGCUCAGUGCUACACUCCAGAACCUUGAGCUUCGUCAGGGAGGUGACGUCAACGGCUUCCUCCAAGGUCUUCGCGAUGCCAACCUCACCUCGCUUGCCGAUGUGCUUUCGCAGCACUCGGCAGUGACGGAUCGAAUCUUUGCCGACAACUCGGACAAGCUUCUGCUUGCUCCGGACAACGAAGCCAUUGCUGGGCUGCCGUCUUGGGUUACGGGCAACUCGUCGCGUCUCGAAGCCACUCUGCUUCAGCACGUGCUGCGGGGUACGUUUGAAACCGACUCGCUCAACAGCUUCCCCUUGCACACCAUUGGACAUUCCCUGUUGAGCGAAUCGGCUUUCGUCAACUUGCCAGGAGGAGCUGGUCAGGCGGUGGCGCUUGCCAAGUCCGGUGACAGUAGGUUCGUCGCCGAGGCGAUCAACAACGGCACGUAUGAACUGAGCAACGCAACCAGCAAGCUGGGUUCGGUUACGGUGCAGCCCAUCAGUCACGCUAUCACCAUCCCUGGCACGGUGAUUGAGACACUCGGCUACUUGAACUAUUCGGGUAUCUCGACGCUCCUCAACAACGUACAGGGUGGUGCGCUUGUCAAGACGAUCGACUCAAUGGCAGGCAUCACACUCUUCGUACCCACCAACGAAGCCGUCCAGAAGUUCACCGCUACCAACCCGCAACCCAACGAUAUCCCUACCGUCCUGGGUCAGCACAUUGUCGCCUCUCGUGUUGUCUACUCUCCUUUGCUCAUCGACCAGGGUUCGCUUAUCUCGUCGUCCGGUCAAGACAUUGUAUUCGACAACAAGGCAGGCACCGUAAAGGUCGGCAACUUUACCGCCAAGAUCCUCCAGACCGACAUCAUCGCCAAGGAGGGUGUGAUUCACCAGAUCGACAAUGUCCUCGCCUCGACCGCGUUGGACACGGGCCGUGCAGCUCAGGCGCAAAAGUCGGCGCAGGAGUCGGUCAACGCUCAGAACGCCCAGCAGAUCUCGGGCCCUGUCAACGGCAAGAAUGCCAUCACUUCCCAGGGUAACGACGUGCCCGCUGCUCAGCAGGGUUCUGGCGCCAACAACCGCUCCGCUAACGACAACUCGGAUUCGGCCGGCACAGGCCAGAACGAGACCGCGAUCGGCAACGGUAACACGGGCAGCAACGGCGGCGCUUCCCAGGCCGGCGCGAGCACCAACGGCGGCAACGGUGGUAAUGGUAGUAAUGGUGGCAACGGUGGCAAUGGUGGCAAUGGUGGCAAUGGUGGCAACGGCAGCAACGGCGGCAACGGCGGUAACGGUAGCAAUGGCGGCAACGGCGGCAACGGUAACAACGGUACCAACGGUAACAACGGAAACGGUGGAAACGGAAGCAACAUCGACCACCGAGGUCAGAACGGUGCCCUUUCGUCGUCCAGCAUCUCGCUCGCUGCCGUCUCUGCUGUCGUUGCUUCGUCCCUGCUCUCGGUCCUUGUAUGA